AUGGCGCGGCGGCUGAGCAGCCCCGGCCGCUUCUCCCCGCCGCGCGCUUUCGCCGACGCCUACAGCUCGGAGCCUGAGGCGGCGGGGGGCGAAGGCUUGUUGGGGCGCCAGGGCCUGGCGCAAAUGUACCGCGACGAGGCGCGGGCGGUGCUGCCGCGGAAGGGCAAGAGCAGGAGCUCCUCGCAGCACCGCAGCAAAAGCCACGCCGCCGCCGCCGCCCACCAGCGCCACCCGGCCGCCUGGCCGCAGUACCACCUGGCCCCGGCAGGCGAAGGCUGCGCCACCCCUUACACCACCUCGUGCACCACCCUCUACGGCGGGGAACUCCAAGCCCACCCCGAGCCCACCAGCCGCUCCCCAGCGGGCAGAGGCACUCGCGUGGAGGAGCUGCUCCGGGACGACCAGUGGGCCAGCCCUGUGGCCAGGCCCCUCGAGUAUGGCGCCGACUUCCCUAUUGACGCCAGCAAGCCGCCCUCCAUCUGCCCCUCUUCCUUCUCCUUCUCCCAGCUGGAGAAGCUCUCUCCCAAGCUGGAGAAGAAGGAGCUGAAGCCAAGGAGUUGGCAGGAGCCCUGCGAGAGCAGCCCCAGUAUAACGGAGCUCAUGCACUCCUUUGCUAGGCCAUACGAGGACGAUGAGCCGCAAGCUUACCUCAGUCGUGACCCAAAUGGACAGCACCACCGCCAGCACUACUACCGCCACCAUAAGUCCCGGAAAGGAGACCCCCAGAUGAGUGUCCAGGAUCUCACUGACAAGAGGUACCAGGAUUUGAUCCCUGAAAGGGACAAAAAGAUUGCAGCUCUGAUGUUGGCCAGGCACCAGGAGGAGGAAGAGAUGAAGGACAGGCAGCUGCAGGUCUCUGAGGCUUGGGAGAAGAUGAGGCGGAAGGAAAGGAAGCACAAAGCACGGAUGGAAAAGGAGAGACAGUACCAGCUGGUGGAAAAUCUAGACCAGUGGCAAAGGGACCGAGAUCAAAGAAAAGCCAAGCUCAGGUUGGAAGAACAGCAGCUGUUGGUGGCCAGAGAGAAGGAAAUGAUGUUACGGGACAAAAAGUGGAAGAAAAUGGCCAAAGAGCAGGAGAGUAGGCGGAGGAUGAAACUGGACAGCAGUAAACUUCAGGCUGACUACAGGAAACGUUGUCAGGAAAGGCAGCUGUGGGACAAAAAGUUAAAUGACAGGAAUGCUAAGGAACACUCCUCCCAUAUGUAUAAGGAGCAGAUGCUGCAGGCCCUGGAGAAGAGGCUGAUGAAGGAAAUGGAAAGGAAAAGGAAGAGAGCAGAUACCAAUGAAUACAAAAAAGCCAGGCACAUGCACAUGAAGGAGCGGGUGGAUGACAGACUCAAAGCUGAGGAGCUCUACAAAAGGCUCUGUAUUGAACAGAAGCUCCAGAGAUCCCAAGAAAUCCUGGAGCAACUGCUUGAAGAAAGGAAUCGAGAAUUAAAAGAAAAAUCUUGCAAGGAAGAAGAACAAGGCUUGAUAGCCAAGGUUAGAGCAAAAGAGACUGAGGAAGAAAAGAGAAGGCGCAAGGAAAUGUUGCUACAGAUAGCUGAGAUGAAGAUCCAGCAAGCCAAAGAAAUCAUGACCAAAAAUAUCCAAGACAGAGCGCAACGUACAAGAGAAAUUAACUGCAUGAAACAAAGAAACCAUCACUGCCGCAAACAGAAGCUUGAUGAUGAAGAGAAAUGUCACCUGCGGGAAAUGCAAGAAGCCAUAAGAAGGAAAAAUCAGAAAAGCAAUCAGAUUCUAAGGGACAAGGAGACCGCUAUUGAGGAAUCUCGGAGAAUAGCCAAAGCAUCUUAUGACCUGAGAGAAAAAGUGAGAGAUCUGAUAAACCACGGUUCAUUUGAUCAGAUGGCUUUUGAUGCCCAUCGCAAUGCAAGCCUCCUUAGGGGGCUGUAGAAGACAUUCCAUACUGUCCUGUGCAAGGAAAAAAAGAUGGUUGUAGUGCAUUCAUUUUGUAGAACUCUGCAUUGCUGUACACUAAAGUGGUUUCAGCCUUGAUUACUGUUUGACUCGUAAGUGUUUGCAAGGAUUAUGGUUUAAAGGAGUUUAUUAUACACGUAUUGAAAGUCUUUAUCAGUUGCGUGUGUAAUUUAAUUGUGUAUAGA
This is a messenger RNA of Eublepharis macularius, 2105 nucleotides long. RefSeq names its product coiled-coil domain containing 185 (gene CCDC185). The coding region runs from base 1 to 1896 and encodes 631 amino acids. The record is from RefSeq and is a predicted model, not a curated record. The transcript has a single exon. NCBI's taxonomy places the organism in Eukaryota, Metazoa, Chordata, Lepidosauria, Squamata, Eublepharidae.